Messenger RNA from Alligator sinensis (Chinese alligator), 1440 nucleotides. It is a transcript of the gene LYPD6B, whose product is annotated as LY6/PLAUR domain containing 6B. The coding region runs from base 324 to 833 and encodes 169 amino acids. Gene Ontology annotation, molecular function: acetylcholine receptor regulator activity. The transcript is spliced from 7 exons. The record is from RefSeq and is a predicted model, not a curated record. Lineage: Eukaryota; Metazoa; Chordata; Crocodylia; Alligatoridae.
AGAUUAUCUUGCUGCUGAUUAACACCUCCAUCUUAAAUCACAGGAUCACUGGAAAGUUUGAUAAAUAAGAUUACAGAUGAAGAGCCAGAGAGUAAACCUUCCUGUGAGAUUGGUGGCAGGUGGCUCUAGGGGUAGCAGGAGCUCUGCACAUCUAUAUUAGCAUGGCCCUCAACAGUUCAUGAUUCUUUCCUUGUCCCUAUUGUGAGGCCCUGGGGCUGGAAGAUGAGGGAGACCUACAGGGAACAGUCAUGGAAGCACACUGGGAGUGAUUUACAAAGCCAGGCAAAAGAGUUUUAGAUUUCCUUGUACGAUAACGAGUCACUAUGCUGUUAUUCUGUCACACGUUGGCUGUAGCUUUCCUUCAGAUCUUUGUCCUCUCCGGGAAUUGGAUUCUAGCCAAGAACAUCAACUUCUAUAAUGUGAGACCUCCACUAGACCCUACUCCAUUUCCAAACAGCUUUAAGUGCUUUACAUGUGAUGAUGCAGUUGACAAUUACAACUGUAACAGAUGGGCUGAAGACAAAUGGUGUCCUAAAAAUACACAGUACUGUUUAACAGUUCAUCUCUUCACAAGCUAUGGAAAAAGCACAUCGGUCACUAAGAAAUGUGCUACCAGAGAUGAAUGCCACUUCGUUGGCUGUCGCCAUCACAGAGAGACUGGCUAUACGGAAUGUGUCUCUUGCUGCGAAGGGAUGAUCUGCAAUGUAGAAAUACCAACCAAUCACACAAAUGCAGUGUUUGCAGUAAUGCAUGCAUGGAGGAUGUCACAUGGCAGCAGGAGGACAGUUAACGUUCCAUUGCUUGCAUCAGUCCUAGCAGUUGUGUUGCUUUGAUGCAGUUUUCCUUGUGAUUCUAAGGGCUAAACUUUCUGUGCACUAAUGUAAACCAGUAAGAAGAACAUUUUGGUUUGAAAAAAAAAUCACUGGCACCCUUCAUUUCAUAACCGUGUAGGAAAACAUGAGAAGAUGCAUGAACUUUGUGACAUCUGCCAGUUCUUUAGUGAAAAGAUGUGCAAACAGUUUGCAGUAUUUAAAACAAAACCAAAACAGACACUAUAGUGGACUUAACCAGUUAUCAGAAUUCUUCAUUUAGUGGUAAAAGUAUAUGCGUGCUGCACAUUUCUUGAACAAAGAAAAUAAAUAUCCGUUGGCAGUCACUCUACCAAGUGAAACAAAGGAAACUUCUAGAUGGCAAAGUUAAGCUGGAGUUGUGCCAAGCUAGUCUUCAUAGGAUUUUAUGGUAUUUUUCAGAACUGACUUGUAGCACUGGGUCUGGUAGCUGACUUUUCAUCAACAAACAUGUUCUUAAAUUCAUGUUUAAUUGCAGUACUCUUAGAAAUAACAGUACAUAUUCCAAGAAAGUGUCUGAAAAAGCACAUUUCCAUUUUGGUCACAAUUCCCAUGCCAACUGAAAAUUAUGCAAAAUAAAACUUUAACUGUA